UAUUUAGUAUAAGGACUAGGCUAGAGGUUGAGCGAGGGAUAUUUUGGUCCUUCAAGUUCAGAGUUCGUUCUGCCAUUGCUUCUUACGGUGCUCUCCUAAUUAGUAAUCAUCGCCAUCGCCAUCGCCUUAAUCAGAUUUGUUUGAAUUGCAAAAAGGCGUGAUGACUGGGCAUGAUAACUCGAACGGAUCUACAGAAAAGUCGACCAGUGGUAUGGAUGAUUUGCCCACUUUCAAUGCUGAGAAUAUGCAAAACAACAUGAAAGUUAUUCUUUACAGCCGCACAUUCAUGGCAAUCAUUGGUGGUGUCAUUGCCGGCAUUCUGGGACUUACUAGCUUGACAGGAUUUAUAUUUUAUUUCCUUGUCAUGGCAAUAACUUCAGUUGCACUCACGGCGAAGGCCAAGUUUUCAAUCCACUCCUACUUUGACAGCUGGAACAGAGUCUUGCUUGAUGGAUUUUUUGGCGGUCUUAUGUCAUUUGUGCUCUUCUGGACAUUUGCAUAUGACAUUGUGCAUAUAUUCUGAGGAUCCUGUGUGAGAUGAAGACCUUACGUGCACAUCAAGAAGAUGCUAGACAUUUUCAAGUUCAAUGUAGUGGUAUUCAAAGUUUGCACUCAUGACGUUUCCUUUCUUUUAAGCUUGCUCGAGAUUAUUAUCGCAGAACAAAUCACUGGUUCAAAUUUUUGAGUUGGGAGUAGUUGAACAUUUUGAUCUUGACUAAAGUUUUUUGUUGGGUGACUUAUAUUUUGAGUUCAAAAGCUUGAGUAAUUGUACAAGCAGUUAACACAUUUCAAACCGCUGUUGAAUGAUAUAGAUGAGCCUAAUCUAAUUAUUCAGGUUUUAAGUUCUUCCGA
Solanum pennellii is the source of this 852-nucleotide messenger RNA. Its product is annotated as ER membrane protein complex subunit 6. Gene Ontology annotation, cellular component: endoplasmic reticulum; EMC complex; membrane. Bases 161 to 523 code for a protein of 120 amino acids. The record is from RefSeq and is a predicted model, not a curated record. Lineage: Eukaryota; Viridiplantae; Streptophyta; Magnoliopsida; Solanales; Solanaceae. The transcript has 5 exons. Gene Ontology annotation, biological process: autophagosome assembly; protein folding in endoplasmic reticulum.